Schizophyllum commune H4-8 is the source of this 3462-nucleotide messenger RNA. RefSeq lists its product as uncharacterized. Lineage: Eukaryota; Fungi; Basidiomycota; Agaricomycetes; Agaricales; Schizophyllaceae. The record is from RefSeq and is a predicted model, not a curated record. The coding region runs from base 1 to 3462 and encodes 1153 amino acids. The transcript has 7 exons.
AUGGGUCUCCUCUGUUGGUGCACGCUCUACCCGCAGGGACCUUCCAACCUUGCGGCCAUCCGCUUCUCGGCCCCGGUCCGCGUCGCCAGCAUUCACGUAUUUCCCAAGGGAGCACGACCCUUUGCGGAUUACGAGGACUUCACUUCCGAAACUGCACCGGAAUGCUUCUAUGCCGAGCUCUUCUUCAACGCCACUCCUAUCCAUAUUUCCGAGAGGGACAAGAACAGGUUUCCUAAUUCGCUUGUUCCGACUACUCUCGCAUAUGCAGGGAGUCAUGUUGACUAUACAGUAGACAUGGGAACAGAGCAUGCCACCCGCCUCAUGAUUGUCAAGGGCAACUUCAAACGGCUUUCGCUUGCUGUCUACGGCGACCUCGUCUCCGAUUUGGCUGCUCCAAAGCCGGAACCUGCUCCAGUAUCACUGAGUUCCAUCGAGCCGCGACCUUUGAGUGCAGCCCUAGAUCUCGUUAACGCUCAAGACGCAUCCUCUGUUGCUACGAAGCUAAUGACGCUGUUGAAAAACCCUCCGCCUCUGCACGUUAUCCUGCGCUCUCAGUUCUGUCUUAAACCUGACGACGACACCUGGGAUCAUCCGGACUAUCCCAACGUCUAUGUAGACCUUGCUGAGCAGCUCGAGGACUUCAAAUUCCGAGCGGUAAUCUACUGGACCCGCCCUAUCAGCGAGACCGCGUCAGAAGAGGAUAUCUCAGCAUAUUUUUCUAGAUUUGCGCGGUCCAUUGACGAGCAUAACGAUCACGCUGAAGUUGUUUCUCGCAUGCUGCGUUAUGUGGCUGCGCACCCGUCGGUCGUUCCCGAACGUCUUUUUGCUGCCUUGGAUGCGUCGAAGAUUCUCGCUGUGGAGCCUCUUGAGGACUGGUCUCUCGAAGAUGUUCUCUACGCAAGCGCGAACGUCGUCAUUGCUCGUCAUCUCUGCACACCCGACUUCCUGGCCAGCUUGCAAUCCAUAUCAUCUAAGGCAAGCGCCACUCGCCAUCGACGUUCAAUCGCAAGCAGGAUAGUAGCUCGCUUGCAAGGUUGGCGUAUAUUCGAGGAUGCCCUCGAGGACGCCGAUGGAUGCGACUACUUUGCUGCCACGCGCUUCCUCGCUGACAUUGGGACUGAGGAGAUCUCGCUCGGGAUCUGGCUCCUGUGCAUGGUACAGCACCAAGAUAUGAGUGAAAGGCUAGCCCAGCGACCAUUGCCUGCGACCUCUACGUUGCCGCCUCUGUGUUUGAGGCGGAGACGACGAGAAAUAAGCAGCGACGAGUUCACUGCCUUCCUGAAAGCCUUCCUUGGUACUGCUGCCGUUGUUGGCGUGGCUUGUUGGGCAGACUGCUUCGCGAACGAUAUCUGCUUCGAGCGCGCGCUGGCCGUGCUGCAUUUGUGGCAACAAGCACCCGGCUACUCAGAGAUAGUCAAUCUCAUACUUGCUUUGGACCAGACCUGCCGCCGCAUCAAGUGGAGCAUGGAGGACAGAACCGCCCCGCGCAGAACCGAGCUGCUCGCCGAACAAAUCCUUACCGACCUUGCAUUCGAGCCCAAAGCCGUACUUCGCGACGAGCUGGUGACUACCAUCCUCGCUAUUCAACCUCCCCUCAGCUACAUUACCGAGGACACCCGGAUAGCCAUGCAGAAGCUCGCAAGGGCCGUCGACGAUGGGCUCCAGGAAGGUGUCGAAGGCCUUGCGCAGGACUCAGAGCAUCCGUAUACCUUACGUCGUCUGUCCGUUGUCCGUGUCGCUUUGGCCAUGGUCGAGCAGGCGUUGGAAGAUACGGUGCGGGGCGAGUGGGACGUCAUCCAGGCGUUGCACUCCGAGAAGAAGCAGGGGCUACUAGUGAUCCUUGGUGACCUGCUUAAGGGCGUCGUACAGGACCUCAAUGCACACUUCUCCGUUCGCAUGCUGCCUCCUUCCGGGGGCGCGGCCAUGCUGAACCAGCUCUUUCUUACGGCGGAAGACCUGGUGGCCGUCAUCUCCCCUCUGGCUGGCGCCUACCCGCUAUCGAGUCGCCCUCUGUACGAACUCGCAACCGCAAUGGCGCACGUCAUCGUCUGCGCGGGCCUGGUGGGUUCCGCUUAUCCCACACCCAACACCGGCCGCGACAACAUUCGCGUAUCCGCGCGCGAUGCCGAGCUCGGCUGCCUUGAGCUGCUCGCACAGCUGUGCACCGAGGACGCGCGGACGGACGCGGGCAAGCCCGGGGCGGAGGUCGUGCUCCGGGCGUUGUUCGAGAGUGCUCUACGCAGCGAGGGGAAGGAUCCGGCACUGCAUCUGGCGGGCGUGUUCCAGGUGGUCGAGCGCCUUCUUCCGCGCGCGGAGGAUAUGUCGGACAGCAACGGGCCGUCGUACUGGGUGGCGGAUAUCCUGCCGCACGUGCUUCGUGAGCUCAGUGCGUUUUUUCGAGCGCUGGACGUGGAGCGGAAGAUUCAGCUUCUGGAGCGCCUGAUCAAGCUCGACGAUGGGUUGAUUGGCGUGGGGGAGUGGCUGUUGACGGAGGAAGUCAAGCAUAUGGGCAAGCUUUUGGAGGACCUUCCACACGACGCCUCCUCCACGGACACCAAGACAUCGUGGAAACUUCAUGACUUGGCUUUGUCCGCGCGCUUGCUGGCGAAACUCCUUAGCAAGGAUGCCCCGCUUGCAACGUGGACAAUCGACGCCUUCCGAUGCACCGAGGGCCUGUCUGCCGACCUCACAGCCUGCCUGACAGCGAUGUUGGAACGUCAAUAUACGUCGGUCGACCUCACAGAUCUCGCGGUAGCUUUGGCGAAAGCAGACGGAGGUGUAUUAGAAGAUGGCCUCCGCUUCAUCACAGCUCUUUGGUUGUUGCGAGGCGUGCAGUCAGAUCUAUCAUCGACCCGUUUGGACUCUGCUCUUGCCAUCAUCCGCGCCCUCCCGUCGACAGUCAUCAAACCACCCCUUCUCAAGAUGGAACUUAGAAAAACCCUCUCGACCGUCUCUCAAAGAACCGCGUUACCAUCGGAAGUGUCUUCUUCCAUUAUCUCCAUCCUCGGCUGGUUGGCCUCCCAAGCAAACAAGUCGCUCCGUGUCCUCUCCGCCAUCUCCCUCGACAACCUUUCCCACCUCUACGACCUCCUUGCCGACUCCCUCCCCGCCGACCAGGCACGAAUCCUCGAAAAGGUUCGCACGAAGAUCACCGUCGACGAGGACGAGAUCCUCCUUCCACCCCUCGUCACCCUCCCCGAAACCUGGACAAUCAUCCCAGAGGAGCUGGAAAACGCGCGCCGGCCACAGACAGCCCCGUCGACGCCAAAGCGCAACGGCAACACACCUGAUAUUCUCGGCCCCAUCAUCUCCCCACCGACGGCAAUCCUGCGCUCUCCCGCAGCGACAGGCCUGACGAAGACAUACUCAAAGAACGAUUUCCGGCACUUGCGCCAGUUGUCUGCGUCGAUGCAGAAUACGAGCAGGAUGCCGAGUACGCAUGUUGAUGUACGCGACCUGUAG